This is a messenger RNA of Maudiozyma barnettii, 1068 nucleotides long. RefSeq names its product isopentenyl-diphosphate delta-isomerase IDI1 (gene IDI1). Gene Ontology annotation, molecular function: isopentenyl-diphosphate delta-isomerase activity. Gene Ontology annotation, biological process: isoprenoid biosynthetic process; isopentenyl diphosphate biosynthetic process. The coding region runs from base 1 to 1068 and encodes 355 amino acids. The transcript has a single exon. Gene Ontology annotation, cellular component: cytoplasm. The record is from RefSeq and is a predicted model, not a curated record. NCBI's taxonomy places the organism in Eukaryota, Fungi, Ascomycota, Saccharomycetes, Saccharomycetales, Saccharomycetaceae.
AUGAACUUGUUUCUUUCUCGAGAGAGGGAAUCGUCUUUUAUCGUUCGAGAAAUUAAACAGAUUUUGCAAUACAGAGAUGAAGAUGAUGCAAUUCAUUUAUAUAUAUAUAUAUAUAUAGAAAGUCGGGAGGCGAUAGGAAGUUUGAAUAUUAAUAUAGUUUAUCCACAGUCUACAAAGAAACAAUCAAACAACAACAUAACAAACCCCUUACAAGAAAUGUCCGAUUAUCAUAAAUUAGUGGAAAACUUAACAGAAGAGCAAAUCCUAGCAAAAUUCCCAGACGUUAUUCCAUUAGACACUCGUCCAAACUCAAGAGCCUCAGGUAACUCUGAUCUGAGUGCUCGCGAUCAAAAAGCCUUCACGGGACAUAAUGAAACACAAAUUCAAUUGAUGAAUGAAAACUGUAUCGUAUUGGAUUGGAAUGAUAAUAUCGUAGGUGCCGCAACAAAGAAGACUUGCCAUCUAAUGGAUAAUAUCGAACGGGGCCUGCUGCAUCGUGCGUUCUCUUGUUUUAUAUUUAAUGAUAAAAAUGAAUUAUUAUUACAACAACGUGCAAAGGAAAAAAUUACUUUCCCACUAUUAUGGACUAACACUUGUUGCUCUCAUCCUUUAUCUAUCGAUGACGAAAUCGGUGUUAAACAUCCAGGUGAUUUGUCUGCAAAUGUUAAAGGUGUUAAAAACGCUUGUGUUAGAAAAUUGGAACACGAAUUAGGGAUCCCACAAGUGGAAACUUUAACGAAAGGUUCUUUCCAUUUCUUAAAUAGAAUACAUUAUAUGGCGCCUUGUAACGACCCGGAAAAGGUUUGGGGUGAACAUGAAAUCGACUAUAUCUUGUUUUUCAAAGUCACUAAGGGUAUGGAAUUGACUGUUAAACCAAACGUUAAUGAAGUAGAAGAUUUUAAAUGGGUCGAUUGUAACACUUUCAAAGAUUUAUUAAAUGAUACAGAAAAUUACAGUUUUACUCCAUGGUUUAAAAUUAUUUGCGAAAAUUAUUUAUUCAAUUGGUGGAAUCAAUUGGAGGAUCUUUCAAAUGUAGAAAAUGAUAAAAAUAUUUACAGAAUGUUGUAA